Molecule: messenger RNA, 2303 nt
Organism: Saprolegnia parasitica CBS 223.65
Lineage: Eukaryota; Oomycota; Saprolegniomycetes; Saprolegniales; Saprolegniaceae
Exons: 9
Coding region: 41-2239 (732 amino acids)
Biological process (GO): transcription initiation at RNA polymerase II promoter
Cellular component (GO): transcription factor TFIID complex
Molecular function (GO): RNA polymerase II general transcription initiation factor activity; protein binding
Source: RefSeq, a predicted model, not a curated record
UGGUAACUACGGCUUUUGUCGGGACGGUCGACCGACAAGGAUGCACGGCCCGCCCAACAUGGACGAGAUGGUCGCUUCGUACCUCACGCUCCGCGGGUACACGGGCAACGGCGCGGGCAUGGGUCCGAUGGGCGUCGGCCGUGGACCUGUCCAGCUGCAGGAGUUUGCGCGCAACAUGGGCCUCUCGAUGGACGCCUGCGCGGCCAACCACGUGCUCUUCCAUGGCAUGAACAAGGCCGAUCCGAACGCAUAUGAGCAUGCGUACUCGAAGCUGCUCCAAUGGAUCGGCAACGCGCUGGACAUGUACAAGCUCGAGCUCCAUGCAAUCGCGUUCCCGCUCUUUGUGCACUGCUACCUCGAGCUCGUCGCCAAGGGCUUCACCGAGCCAGCAAAGGCCUUCUUCCGCCGUCAUGCGAAAGACCACGAGCGUCUGCACCGCCUCGAGCUGCGACAGCUCGGCUGUGUCCUCACGCGCGAGCACUUGACGCUGAACGAGUACGCCAAGCAGGUCUUGCAUGCCAAAUUCCAGGUCAAGCUCAGCCUCCUGACGUUCCAACUGCUGCACACGUUCUUGAGCGACUACCAAAUGUUCCUGCUUCUCUACAUCCUCAACGAGCGCGUCAACAUUGCGGUCACGUCCAACCACCCGUCCUUGCUCAUCCAGCCCUGCGACUCGACGUUGCCGAUGGUCGACGAGGACGAGUCACCUCUCUUUCAAAUGUCAGAUGACAUCUCGCGCGAGGUCGAGCACACGCCGGACGAGAACCACGUCGCGGCGCAGAUCACGAGUGGCCCGUACGACAUGCACCACAUGGUCACGGCCGCGGGUGGCGAGCCGCGCCCGGGCAAAGCUGGCACACUCGAAGACUUGCACCGUAUUCCGAUCCGCUGGGGCGUCUUCCCGCCGCGAAGGGUGCCCAAGGCCAACGCACAGGCGGGCGGUGACGGCAGCGACGGUGCCGACGCUGGUGACAGCCUCACGUCACCUCGCCACCCCGACGGUGGCCCCGACGCGGCCUCUCAGGAUGCCUCAGCCGACAAAUCCAAGCCGGCACCGAAAACGGACGUUGAGAUGGACGAUGCGAGUAGCAAGGCGCAAGAUGCGAUUGUGGGGCCGACGCCCGACCGAUCGCAGCCAUUCCACGCGGAAAUCCUCGAGAAGCUCGUGCUGCGGCAGUCCGCCGACCUCGUGGCCGAGGAGCUACAGAACGUGCAGGCGCGGCUCGAACUCAAUAGCGUGCAGCUGCCGUCGGCCCUCUGUUACACGAUCUGCAAUGCGAACGACCACAUGAACAACGUCGCCUUCAAUGCGUCCGGAAGCGUCGUCGGUGCUGCCUUUGACGACUCGUCCUUUCGCGUGUGGAGCCAAGAUGGCACGGCGCUGGGUGGUUUUCCCAACCACGACAACACAUCGGCCGUGCUGCGCGGCCACUCGGGGCCAGUGUACGGCUGCGCGUUCACGCCCGACUCGCGCUUUGCCCUCACGAGCUCGGCCGACACGACGAUUCGUCUCUGGAGCUUGGCGAGCCGAAGCAACAUGGUGUGCUACCGCGCCCAUAGCUACCCGGUAUGGGACGUGGCCAUGUCGCCGCUCGGCUACUACUUUGCUUCGGCCUCGAUGGACCGCACGGCGCGCCUCUGGAGCACAGACCGCGUCCAGCCGCUGCGCAUCUUUGCUGGCCAUCUCUCGGACGUCGAGACGGUCGCCUUCCAUCCCAACCACAACUACCUUGCGACGGGCUCGACGGACAAGUCGGUGCGCAUCUGGGACGUGCAAUCGGGGCAGUGCAUUCGCGUCUUUACGGGCCACUACGGCGCCGUACACACAGUGGCGUUCUCGCCCAACGGUCGCUACCUUGCCAGCGCGGGUGAAGACGCAUUUGUCAACGUGUGGGAUUUGCACAUGGGGAAGCGCGUCGAUACGCUGCUCGGCCACUCCAAAGCCAUCUACUCGCUCAUGUUUAGCCAAGAAAGCUCGAUGAUUGUCAGUGGUGGCGCCGACCACACGGUGCGUCUCUGGGACAUGCAUCGCCUCGGGCACGACGCGAUGUCGGAGAAGCAAGUCGCCGUGCACGUCAAGCAAAAGCGCAAGACCAACAACCAUGUGCACGGCUCCCGCGCGCUCCUCAAGACGUUUACGACCAAGCAGACGCCCGUCGUGCGCGUCCAGUUUACGCCCCGCAACAUGCUCCUCGUCGGUGGCAGCUUCCAGCCGCAGACCGACGACACCUCUGCGUAGCUCUAUUGAUUAAUCUAUCGUGCGCUGUCCGCGUGCCACGUCAUGUGGUGUUGCCCACCGGUCA